Pipistrellus nathusii (Nathusius's pipistrelle) is the source of this 734-nucleotide messenger RNA. The record is from the annotation of a GenBank genome assembly. NCBI's taxonomy places the organism in Eukaryota, Metazoa, Chordata, Mammalia, Chiroptera, Vespertilionidae.
AUGGCCCAGGAAGCGAUUGGGCCGCCGCCCGAGGAAACCCUGUCGCUCUGGAAACGGGAGCAAGCCCGGCUGAAGGCCCGCGUGGUGGACCAGGACACCGAGGCGUGGCAGCGGGACCCCGCCUUCGCGGGGCUGCAGAGGGUCGGGGGCGUGGACGUGUCCUUCGUGAAGGGCGACAGUGUCAGAGCCUGCGCCUCUCUCGUGGUGCUCAGCUACCCUGAGCUGGAGGUCCUCCUGGUGGAUGGAAACGGGGUGCUCCACCCCCGAGGCUUCGGGGUGGCCUGCCACCUGGGCGUCCUCACGGACCUGCCCUGCGUCGGGGUGGCCAAGAAGCUGCUGCAGGUGGACGGGCUGGAGAAGGACGCUCUGCACCGGGACCAGAUCCGUCUCCUGCGCGCUGGCGGCGACUCCUUCCCGCUGACCGGCCGCUCCGGGGCCGUGCUGGGCCGGGCCCUGAGGAGCCACGACGGCAGCUCCAAGCCACUCUACGUCUCCGUGGGCCACAAGAUGAGCCUGGAGACGGCCGUGCGCCUGACCCGCAGCUGCUGCCGGUUCCGGGUCCCAGAGCCCGUGCGACAGGCCGACAUCCGCUCCCGAGACCUCAUCCGCAGGACCCUGGGCGGCCCCCCGGCCCCCGGCCCGCCCCCGGGCGGGAGAGCAGGGCUCCGAGGCCAGAGGCGGGUGAGGACAGGACCCCCGUGGAAGCCCCAGCCCCCGGCGCCCAGGAGCAGUAG